This is a messenger RNA of Psammomys obesus (fat sand rat), 935 nucleotides long. RefSeq names its product H-2 class I histocompatibility antigen, L-D alpha chain-like. Gene Ontology annotation, molecular function: signaling receptor binding; peptide antigen binding. NCBI's taxonomy places the organism in Eukaryota, Metazoa, Chordata, Mammalia, Rodentia, Muridae. The record is from RefSeq and is a predicted model, not a curated record. Gene Ontology annotation, cellular component: external side of plasma membrane. Gene Ontology annotation, biological process: antigen processing and presentation of endogenous peptide antigen via MHC class I via ER pathway, TAP-independent; antigen processing and presentation of endogenous peptide antigen via MHC class Ib; positive regulation of T cell mediated cytotoxicity.
CCAAUCAGCGUCGCCGCGGGCACCGGUUAUAAAGUCCACGCAGCCCGCGGGGCUCAGACUCCCGGGAUCCAGAUGGGGGCGAUGGCGCCGCGCACGUUGCUCCUGCUGCUGGCGGCCGCCCUGGCCCCGACCCAGACCCGCGGGGGCUCACACUCGCUGCGGUAUUUCUACACCGCCGUGUCCCGGCCCGGCCUCGGGGAGCCCCGGUACAUGGAAGUCGGCUACGUGGACGACACGGAGUUCGCGCGCUUCGACAGCGACGCGGAGACGCCGAGGAUGGAGCCGCGCGCGCCGUGGGUGGAGCGGGAGGGGCCGGAGUAUGGGGAGGACACAGGGAUUUUCAAGGAGCUCACAUGGAAUUUCAAAACGCGCCUGCAGAACCUAAACAACCAGAGCCUGGACGGUAAAGGCUGCGGGAUCCGCGGCGGUUGCCUCAGUUUUGCUGAAGGGUUGAGCGAACUGUUUCCUGCAGGUGGGCGGGGUCGGCGGGCGGGGCGCAGGCGUGACGGCGAUGGGGGUGGGGCAGGUUCCCACCACCGGGUCCAGGUUGCGCUCCGCUGCCACGUGGGACCGGAUAAGGACUACAUCACCCCGAAGGAGGACCUGAGCUCCAGGACCGCGGCGGAUGCUUUGGCCCUGAUCGCUCAGCACAUGUGGGAGGAGGCUGGUGUGGCCACGGAAUGCAAGGCCUGCCUGCGGGACACGUGCUUGGCGAUGCUGCACAGAUUGCUGGAGAACUGGGAGAAGACGCGGCAACGCCCAGUCGUUGCUGUUGUUGCUGUUCUGGUUGUCCUUGGAGCUGUGGUCAUCAUUGGAGCUGUGGUGGCUGUUGUGAGGAAGAGGAGGAGAAACACAGGUGGAAAAGGAGGGGACUGUGCUCCAGCCCCAGAUAAGUGGGAGGUGCAGGAUUGUCCCUGAGGCCAUUGAUUGGGGUG